AUGUUGAACAUGCUGCCAAGAAGCAAAAAACAAUAUUCUGUGAAUCUCAUGCUCUUGCUUACUAUUUUUGUAGAUUAUCACGGUGAUGGAAAUGCAAACAACAGAUCAGGGCAACCCAGAGAAAAUCACAUCCGUGGACAGCAAGUUGAGACGCACACUUCCGAGCAGACACAAGUCAUUACCUCCUACACCAAUGAAGGAACGCAUGUGACGGUAGAGAUACAUCCUAGAAAUACCACCCCACAGUUACUCAAGAAAUUUUCCAUGGGAAAAGGAAUCCAGAAGCUGCCCAGUCUGACAGGCCAGGACAACAAAGGUUUUCAAGAGAACAAAAAUAGCAGACCACGCCUGCCUACUGGAAAAGAUCUGCACGCCUAUCCAUGGGACAAAUCCUCUCUGAAAUCUAUACCACUAGAUCUGCAGAAAUUUGAGAAGCUGGAUGCCUACGCCUCAAAGGUGAGCGUCAAAAGCAGCAUAGAGGAACUGGUGAGAACUCUGCUUCUGCAAGCCCGAACUGAUCUGGAGAAGGUCAGAGCUGUAUGGAUGUGGAUAUGCCAUCACAUAGAAUAUGACGUAGUGGAAUACCAUAAUAAAAGCCAGCGGUCCAGUACACCAAUGGAUGUGCUUCAGACGGGGAAGAGCAUUUGCGAGGGAUAUGCCGGGCUCUUUGAACAGAUGUGCAGGAUCGCAGGUAUUCAGUGCAUGAAGUUGUCAGGAUAUUCUAAAGGGUAUGGCUAUAAAACUGGACAGACCUUUCAAGGGGAUUCUGACCAUGCCUGGAAUGCAGUUUACCUGGAUGGAAAGUGGCAUCUGCUGGACAGCACCUGGGGAAGCGGCUCAGUUGAUGAUUCCUGUAGGAAUUUCACAUUCAGAUACAAUGAAUUUUAUUUUCUUACGCACCCGGCCCUGUUUAUUAAUAACCAUUUCCCAGAAAACAGCAACUGGCAGCUUCUUAAGCCCACUUUGACGCUGAAAGAGUUUGAGAACAACAUGUGGCACAAGAGUAAUUUUUAUACAAUGGGCAUGCUGUGCGCACACCCGGACACACCCAUCAUCCAAACAGUAAAUGGAAAAGCAACCAUCUCCGUCGAGAGCCGUUCUCCAGCAUUAUUUAUGUAUAAGAUGAAGGGAACAAAGGAACAUGGUUUAAUGACUUUAAAGAAAAAUGAGAUGAAGCUGGAGGUCUACCCCCAGAUGACUGGGAAUCACAAGUUAGAGGUCUUUGCCAAGCCCCACAAAGGCUCCGAGGACCUCUACAACUGUGUGCUGGAAUAUACCCUUGAGUGCAACUCUGUGGACAAAAACAUUUGUUUUCCAAAAGACCUCCAUCAGCCUGUAGGGCCCAGCUGGUUCACAGAGCGACAAGGGUUCCUGAGGCCAUCACACCCUGACCCCAUCAUUCACACCAAUGAUGGCCGGUGCUCCAUCACCUUUACCUUGAGCAAAGAUCUAAGUGUCUUAGCCUCACUGCACUCUGAUAACAGCAGCUUAACUGAGGAUGUGACAAGGCGACACAUCAUGCAAAUCCAUCGUGGAACCCAGAUUGAGUUCAAGAUCCAUCUCCCCCACUCAGGGAACUUCGUUCUUAAAAUCUAUACCAAGAAGAAGGCUGACCCAGGCAACUACAAUUAUAUCUUCAACUACCUCAUCUCCUGCCCAAACACUGAAGUGAAAUGGCCAGUUUUCCCCCAGUAUUACAGCAAAUGGGCAGAAGACUACGAACUACUGGAACCCCUUUCUGGGUUGCUGCCAGCCAAUCGCAACGUUCAUUUUAAGCUCAAGCUGCAUGGUAUAGCCAAGGUGUUUGUUCAGUGUGAAAACACUUGUCCUCUGACAUUGAGUAAAGAUGGCUUCUGGGAAGGAACCUUUAACACUUCUGGAUGCACAGAGGUAUUUGUCAUGGUGCUAGAGAAUGCUAACCACAAGUUCUACUCCCAUAUCUUGAAGUAUGAAGUAGAAACCCAAUAAAGUCUCUCCCUAACUUGCCCAAAACAACAUUUCAGCAUGUCCAAGAACUGUAUCAUUUUAUGUGAUCAUUAGCUCCCUUCCUCUAGCAAAUAUAGAACUGUGUGUUCAUAUUUUUGGAAGAGCCAGUGCUUGAACAAGAUCAAAACAACCAAGCAAAGAUCUGUAAUUGUUAUGAAGGGGGCAGUAGGGUAGGGACUUCAAAAUAUUACACCAAUAUUUAGGCAAUACCAUCCAAAAAAUGAAUCAAGCAAAGCAAUUGACUUUGUCCACAAUUCAUUAAGCAACAACGACUGGAUCCUGAAACAUCAUGCAUCACAAAAGAAGAUUUACCAUAGCAACUUUGAGUAGCAAUAUGGCAUGGAAGUAGUUUAAAGAUCUUUCAACCAGGAUUUCUGUGCAUUUCUAGCUUGGCAGCAAAAUACAUCCCAGGGAAGAGACAUGCUAUUGGGAGAAGUUUCAUUAAUUGAAGGCUUUCUUGUGCACUUCAUUGUCUUAUAAAUCUACAUUAUAUUCUAAAGUGACUGUUCUUACAGCUUUCAUCUUAAAUUUAAUAAAUGAUUUUUACCUCAUUCAUAUUUUUACACGAAUUGGAGCAUUUGAGUUAUAAACACUUCAGCUAUAAUGUUGUAGCUAUGUUGUAGCUAAUUCUGUUAUCUUGGCCACAAAAUUGGUUCUCACCUUUACAAAGAGAAACAGUUAUACUGAGAUUAACAUUAGUUCUCAAAGCUAAUAUUUAAAAAGGACCCUAACCUGUUUAUACAGGACAGCAACUACUGAACUUGAUAGUUAUUUGGGAUAUUAGCCCGGAAGAAAAAAAGAAUAAUCAAAGGAAUUUGGGUCCAUACAGAAAUGUGACUGCUAAUCACUAACUUUAUACACAAAACCAGUCUGUGCCCUAAACACAGAAAAAAUUGCAUGCAAAAAUCAGAGCGGUCUUCUUUUUCGCCUUACUUUAUUAAUCAAUGAAAAAAAAUGUGCGACAAACCACAAAAUUAAACUUCCUAUUCAUAAAAAAUGUAAAAUGUCCAUAAAUCUGUGUGAUCCAAG
This is a messenger RNA of Alligator mississippiensis (American alligator), 3015 nucleotides long. It is a transcript of the gene KY, whose product is annotated as kyphoscoliosis peptidase. Lineage: Eukaryota; Metazoa; Chordata; Crocodylia; Alligatoridae. The record is from RefSeq and is a predicted model, not a curated record. The transcript is spliced from 11 exons. The coding region runs from base 1 to 1968 and encodes 655 amino acids.